GUUUGUUUUGUAUCUCUUUAUGUCGGUGUCCAUACCGCUAAUCAGUGGACAGACUCCUGAUAAUUCAGGAACUCCCCCCACACCAACUAAUGGAACCUCAGAAACUUCCCCCACACCCACUAGUGGAACAUCAGGAACUUCCCCCACACCAACUAGUGGAACCUCAGAAACUUCUUCCACACCCACUAGUGGAACAUCAGGAACUUCCCCCACACCAACUAGUGGAACCUCAGAAACUUCACCCACACCCACUAGUGGAACAUCAGGAACUUCCCCCACACCAACUAGUGGAACCUCAGAAACUUCUUCCACACCCACUAGUGGAAUAUCAGGAACUUCCCCCACACCAACUAGUGGAACCUCAGUAUACCUAUAG
This is a messenger RNA of Corythoichthys intestinalis (scribbled pipefish), 376 nucleotides long. RefSeq names its product bile salt-activated lipase-like. The record is from RefSeq and is a predicted model, not a curated record. NCBI's taxonomy places the organism in Eukaryota, Metazoa, Chordata, Actinopteri, Syngnathiformes, Syngnathidae. The transcript is spliced from 12 exons. Bases 20 to 376 code for a protein of 118 amino acids.